Peronospora farinosa is the source of this 675-nucleotide messenger RNA. The record is from the annotation of a GenBank genome assembly. NCBI's taxonomy places the organism in Eukaryota, Oomycota, Peronosporomycetes, Peronosporales, Peronosporaceae.
AUGCCACCAAAACGUGAUGAGGCUGAUGGGGUGCCUGCAAAGACUUCCAUGCAGACUCGCACAAAGCAAGAGAACACUGGUCCAUCCCACGAUGGUGCGGAUGAGAACUUGUCUCUCAUUGUUGACUACAAUGAGAGCACGCGAUUGCCAUCACCUCAAAGUGGUGACGAGCACAGUGCUCUGAUGGUACAUUUGUCCCCAUCCUUUGAGGUACUUAAUCUUCAGGAAGCUUUCAUGCUUCCUGACAGCGAGGGCCAUGCCUCGUCGUCUGCGCCAACGAGCGCAGCGAUCACAAAUGAACGCGCUGCUUCGAACGAAACAGCCGCGACUCAACAGCAGGUUGGGGAUUCGAAAUUGUCCGCCUCUGUUAACCCUACGUCUGCAGUCUUGUCAAUCCAUAACGGAGAGUCAGACUCGGGCGAGGGUGAGCAAAAAUCCUAUUCGACUUCACGGUCGACCUCACUAGCACGCCGUCGCAAGGGCGGCUACGCGAGUGAUGGCUUGCCACCAAUGUCACCACCAUCCAAGUGGUCACGCUCGAGUGGUACUAGUGCGACGCUCCUAAAGAGCGUGCCACUAUUGACGAUAAAAACUAUUCAACGUCUUUCCAUCAUAGAAAAAGCAGGGCAAAGCACUAGGUCGUGCUUUUACUAUCCCCGUUGUGUUGCGUUCUAA